GACGAAGAAAUCGCAAAGAAAUUAUGCGAAAAACUAGACUUUCAACCUCUAGCGCUUGCCUGUGCAGCAGUGUACAUCAAACAAACACACUACGCUGAUCCAAACAUGAACUGGGAAAUUUAUCUUCAAAAAGUGGAGAAAGGAAAUCUGAUGUCGACUGAUGAGUUUUACGAGAAAACAAAUCACCCUUACCAGAGAUCUAUGAAGACUGCUAUUACGAUGGCAGUUGAGAAGAUUUUAGAAAAGAGUGAGGUGUUACGGCAUACAUUUGAAUUUAUGGCUGCUGUUGCCCCAGAGUUCAUAUCACUAGAACACGUUAUCAACUAUGUACGUCAGUGCAUGCCUGAAAUGGAAAAAGAGAAUGUAGCUAUAACCAUUAYCUCGUCCGCAAUCAUCAUUACUUCCGAAGAUAGCUCUAAACGACAGUCAGUUCGCGUUCACCAAGUUGUCUAUGAUGUUCUUCAAUCCGUCUAUCAAGUAACAUUCCAGCAACAAGCCGCUGAAUUUUCAUUUUUCAUGAAAUUCGUCAACGUAUUUUCUUACAUCAGGGACAUGGGCGCAGAUAUAAUCAAGUUCUUCCAAGAAACAGCUCCUCUACUUCARCACCUUGUCUUUUUCUCGGAAAAGGUGAAGAAGUAUUUUGAGAGGCAUCAAAUUGUAAAGGUACUAAAUGAAGCAAACCCAUAUGGAGUACAUUAUCGAUCUAAUAAAUUAUUUACACAUCAAUACAUUCCAUUUGCAAUGUUCCUCAUGGAAACUGUUGCUCGUGUAUGUAAAAACCAUUGGAAAUUUAGCACAGCAAGAACAUUAUGUGAGAUCAUCAACUGCCUAAUUGAAAGCACUUACGACAGCAAUCAUCCUGAAGUGGCUACAACUUUAAAUAAUUUAGGAUCAGUGUUGCAGGAUCUCGGGAAACUUGAUGAAGCAAAAGAAUGUUUGGAAAAAGCUCUGGCAAUUGAAGAAAGCACUUACGGCAGCAAUCAUCCUAAGGUGGCUCCAACUUUAAAUAAUUUAGGAUUAGUGUUGAAGAAUCUCGGGAAACUUGAUGAAGCAAAAGAAUGUUACAAGAAAGCUCUGGCAAUGUACGAAAUCACUUACGGCAGCAAUCAUCCUGAGGUGGCUACAACUUUAAAUAAUUUAGGAUCAGUGUUGCAGGAUCUCGGGAAACUUGAUGAAGCAAAAGAAUGUUUGGAAAAAGCACUGGAAAUUAAAGAAAUCACUUACGGCAGCAAUCAUCCUGAGGUGGCUACAACGUUAAAUAAUUUAGGAUCAGUGUUGCAGGAUCUCGGGAAACUUGAUGAAGCAAAAGAAUGUUUGGAAAAAGCACUGGAAAUUAAAGAAAUCACUUACGGCAGCAAUCAUCCUGAGGUGGCUACAACGUUAAAUAAUUUAGGAUCAGUGUUGCAGGAUCUCGGGAAACUUGAUGAAGCAAAAGAAUGUUGCGAAAAAGCACUGGCAAUAGAUGAAAUCACUUACGGCAGCAAUCAUCCUGAGGUGGCUACAACGUUAAAUAAUUUAGGAUCAGUGUUGCAGGAUCUCGGGAAACUUGAUGAAGCAAAAGAAUGUUGCGAAAAAGCACUGGCAAUAGAUGAA
Exaiptasia diaphana is the source of this 1593-nucleotide messenger RNA. Its product is annotated as kinesin light chain-like. The transcript has a single exon. The annotation marks the transcript as partial. Gene Ontology annotation, molecular function: protein binding. Gene Ontology annotation, cellular component: kinesin complex. The record is from RefSeq and is a predicted model, not a curated record. Lineage: Eukaryota; Metazoa; Cnidaria; Anthozoa; Actiniaria; Aiptasiidae.